UUGGCGAGCACGUCUACGCAAUCUAGCAAAGGCGAACGAACCAUAUUCGACGAGUUGCAACGUUGGACAGUGAGAUAUUUUAAUUUAUGCUGUUUGUAUCAUCAGUUAUCGAGUAUGGAAAUUCGAUCGAUCGUGCAUCUGUUGGAGAACGUUUGUUCGCCGAGCGUGGACUCCUUUCAACUUUUAACAUUACAGCUUCGCAAAGGCGUAGAACAAGCUGCGUCCAAUAUAACUUAUCUCAACAUUCUAUCGGAAGCUUGUAACAACCUGAAAUGUCCAAGCGAGAUUGAAGAAAAACCUAUGAUGAAAAUACUAUUUUUGAUAUUGUUUAUCUGGACGGAAUCCCCGUUUUACAACAUGUCGAACAACAUAGAGGUACUUUGUGCAGCCAUAAGCGCUCAAAUAGUACAUCAAUGUAAGACGUAUAUCAAUUUGCAAGUGAUACUAGAAGGCGAUACGGAAAAUGGGAUAAAUAUACUUCGGAAAUGCAUCUCUUGUUGCCAAACAUAUAAAACGGCAUAUAAUAAAUUGCAGGUCACGAAGAUAACUGCGCUCAUUCAAUCGAAUAGCAUCUGGGAUGUGAAUGAAAAAUUAAUCUUUAAUUAUAUCGAUACGUUUGUGCAAAGAUGUUGCGAUAUCAUUGAAAUAUGUAAUUCUUCAAUAGUAUUUGGAAGGUGCAACAAAGUGGGAAUGAUCGGCGGUCCAAAAGGUAUCGAGUACGAUGCCUCGUGUCGCCAAAUAGAGAGCCUAUUUUAUGAGAGUCUCGAUGAAAUCAAAUUGAUCCGCGACGACAUUUUGGACGUUACAAAAUCUAGGUGGCUGGAAAACAUGCUGAAAUUCAGAAACUUUGUAAUGGAAUUGGAGAGCAUGGUGAAAAAUUUGAUCGAUCGCAUAUUUGAAGAGAUCAAGAACGUUGAGGAAGGCAUCGAGGCUAUUUAUGCUUUACAACGCUUUAAACAUAGAGAAUCUUUGCGAAAUAUAUUAUCGAGGAAAUGGGUGCAGGUAUGGCAAAUAUUUGGUAAAGAAAUUGAAAGUUGUAGCAAUAUUAUGAUUUUACACGAAACGUAUUAUACACCGUUUCAAUGCUACUCGGAAGAUGUACGUAUGCUAUGCAUAAAGCAAUAUUUAGAACGCGUGUCCCAUAUGAUGAUUGAUAUGUCCGAUUGGAUGGGAGCGUGUGCAGCUGAGAAGUAUAUAUUGGAGCAGUACAAGCGAAUGACAUGUCGAUGGAAGUGGCAAAUAAACGAGUGUCAUUGAUAAUAAAACAUAGUAUAAUUUAAAAAAAAGUUAUAUAACAUGUAGUACUUGAAUAUUGCAUUUUAGACGAAAUAUAAAGAUGAAAACUAAACUCGGUAUAUCGACUAUUGAAUAUAAUCUCAAAUAGCAAUAAGAAAAUGCGCGGUCUAUAAAUUGAAAUUAAAGACGUAGAAUUAUAUAUAUAAAAAGAACUUUUAUAUUUUCUAAUGGUUAUCUGUAUCUUAUGUAUUAAAAGUCAAUAAAGUUUAUUUAUGUCA
This is a messenger RNA of Temnothorax curvispinosus, 1514 nucleotides long. Its product is annotated as dynein-1-beta heavy chain, flagellar inner arm I1 complex-like. The coding region runs from base 115 to 1257 and encodes 380 amino acids. NCBI's taxonomy places the organism in Eukaryota, Metazoa, Arthropoda, Insecta, Hymenoptera, Formicidae. The record is from RefSeq and is a predicted model, not a curated record. The transcript has 7 exons.